Messenger RNA from Cordyceps militaris CM01, 1038 nucleotides. RefSeq lists its product as uncharacterized. Bases 1 to 1038 code for a protein of 345 amino acids. NCBI's taxonomy places the organism in Eukaryota, Fungi, Ascomycota, Sordariomycetes, Hypocreales, Cordycipitaceae. The record is from RefSeq and is a predicted model, not a curated record. The transcript is spliced from 2 exons.
AUGAAGCCAUCAGAUACGGGCGUGCUGCUACUCUCCCACGGCGCGCUCAUCGCCGGCGUGCUCGCCGAGGCCCUCCCGCCGCAGGGCAUCCCGAUCCAGUGCGCCACGAUAUGCGGCCCCAUGGUCGAGCUGUCGGCGAUAUGCAGCGGCGGCCGCGGCCGAGGCAGAGAGAUUGUGCUUGCGGGAAAGCGACGAGAUGUAGCACCCGAAAAGCGACCCGUGGCUGCACACCGAAAAGAAACGGCGGCGCGGCAGCCAAAUGACGGGCCGGACAUUGCAGAAAGGGCGUUUACAAUCAUCGUGCCCGCGCCGACAUCAUUUCCAUCGUCACUCCUGGUGCAGGAGGGGACCCUCGAUCCGCCCAAAGAAUCCAAAACUACACAUAUACGACCUACGCAGAUAUUUCCCACACUAGUAACACCGCUGCUUCCAUCGCCUCCUUCCACUUCAUCACUACUUCCACCACCACCGCCCGCCGCCAUAACAGCCUUGCCGGGCACACCAACCGAUCCCAGCAAUGACGAUAGCACUAUCAGCCCUCCGACAACGGAGCCUACCGAGGAGGCUGCCGGACCCACGACAUCGCGAGGGCCGCACAGCUCAAUGGAUGCCACGACUGAAGGCGACGACGGAGGCGACGGCGACGGUGAACCCGCCACUCCCAACAAUAGCACCCAGCCGGACAAGGACCAAGGAAGGUGGACGAUGAAUACCGGUGAAGAGGACUGCGUGUGUCUGAAUAAGAGCUUCAACGUGCCAGAGGUUGCUGCUCUUUGCGCCAGCUGCAUCGCUGGAGCUGACCAGGAACAGAAUGACAUGAGCGUCAUCAUGACAACCUGCAAAUUCGCUUCCGCGCAGUACAGCCCGGACAAAGACAAGGUCGCCGAAAAUAUCCAUGUACAGGCUACGCCGCCACAAGCGGUCCUGGGCCAAAAUGCCGGCGUCACCAGCGCUGGAGCGCUGAUGCUAACACCAAUUCAAGGUGCUCAAAUCGCUGUCGGAGCAGCCUGGGGACUCCUGCAGCUAUGGUUUCUGUGA